AUGGAUUGGAUAAUUAUAAGAACUAAAAUUGCAACUGAUUAUAAAAGAUAAUGCUCUGAAUUUUCAAAGCCUGUAAAUGAAGCUAUAGUUCGAACUUAUUAAACUAAAGCGAAUGAUAUUAAUAUAAUUUUUAGAGGAAAUUACAAGCUAAAUUUUAAUUAGAGAAUGUUAGAUUAAGAUUUAAUUUUAUUACUAUCUUGUCUUCAAAAUUAUAAAGAACAUAUCAAACACAUUGAUCUAUCAUUUAAUGAAAUCACUAAUGUAGGAGUUCAAGAAUUAUCAAAAUUUUUAUCAGGUACUCAAUCUUAAUUAAAUAAAUAAGGAUGUAAUUCAUUGGAAAGCCUAAAUUUACAGAGUAAUAAAAUUGGUAUAGAAGGAGGUGAAUUGAUUGCAGAAGGUAUUAAAGAUAUACAUACUUUGACUCAUUUGAAUCUGAACUUUAAUAAUUUAUAAACAAAAGGGGCAAUGUCUAUUGUUGAAAUGUUAUUUAAUAAUAAAACAAUAUUAGAAUUAAAUUUAGCUAAUAAUGGUAUUGAUCAUGAUGGUGUGAUUGUAAAUAAUCUAUAUAGAUUUAUUAGGCAAUUACAUCAAUUUUGAAUUGGAAGAAUAAUUCAUUAUAAAUUUUAAAUUUAGAUAAUCCAGUUUAUCAUUCUAUUGGAUAAGAGACAGCAAUACAUUUUGGCAAAAUGUUUCAUUCUAAUAGAGGAUUGGAAAAGAUAUCUUUACAAAAACAUAAUUUUACAUGUGAUGCCAUAUACAUAAUUACAGAACAUUUAUUAGAAAACAAUAAAUUAAGAGUCUUAGAUUUAACAGCAAAUAGAAUUUCAUUUAAAGGAUGUGAAGCUAUUGCUAAAUAUUUAUGUGGAGAAUAUUGUGUUUUAGAGAGUCUUAUAUUAACAUCAAAUAGAACAGGACAUUAUGGAGCAAAAGCAAUUGCAUAGGCUUUAAGCAAGAAUGUAAAUAUAUCAAAUUAUAUUUUAGAGAACCUUAAUACAUUUAGAUAUGGUUAGAAAUGAUAUUGAUGAUAAUGGUCUAAAAAUGAUUGCAGAAUCAUUAGAAACUAAUGAUAUGCUUGUAUCACUUAAGCUUUAUUAAAAUCAUUUUGGUUAGAUGGCUUUAUAAGCAUUUCAUAAAUACAGAAUGAAAAAUAAUAAAAAAUAAGGUAGUUCAUUAUUUAUUAUAUAUUAUUCUUGCAGCUGAAAGAUUCUGGGAUUUCCAUACUUACAUUGUAGACAAUCAUAUUGAAAUGGCUUAUGUAGAAUAAAACAUUCCAUACGAUAUUUAAGUAUCAAGUCAAUAUUUUAUUAAUUGA
This is a messenger RNA of Paramecium primaurelia, 1312 nucleotides long. The record is from the annotation of a GenBank genome assembly. Lineage: Eukaryota; Ciliophora; Oligohymenophorea; Peniculida; Parameciidae.